AUGUCUUUUCUGCAGGGGACCCAUAAUCCCUCACUUGAGGCAGAACAUAGAGAGGUUUCUCAGUCUUAUGGUCCCCGGCUGAAUGAGUUGCCUACUAAUGGCCAGUUCAUGGUCAACCCAAUUGGUGAAUCAGCUGGUACGGAUGUGGAUGUUUCCCUAUCGCCAUCAAUAAUUGUUGGCAAAGUGAAUAUUGGAGCAAACGAAAUCGAGGUAGGUCUUGCCAGUUCUCAUUCGGAUUAUAACUUUCAGUAG
Protopolystoma xenopodis is the source of this 252-nucleotide messenger RNA. The record is from the annotation of a GenBank genome assembly. NCBI's taxonomy places the organism in Eukaryota, Metazoa, Platyhelminthes, Monogenea, Polystomatidea, Polystomatidae.